GAGGAGACGACGGAAUAGGAGAGAGAGAGAGAGAGAGAGAGAGAGGGGUUGGUUUGGUGACUACUGUUGUGGUGUGGCGGCGUUGUUUAUUAUAGGAUACGAGGAGGAGGAGGAGGAGUUUGAGAAUUUGAUUGGGGAGUAGAGAGAUAGAGAGAUGGGGGCGAGUAGCGAUCCGAAUCAAGAGGGGUCAGACGAACAGCAGAGGCGGUCGGAGAUCUACACGUACGAGGCGCCGUGGCAGAUAUACGCGAUGAAUUGGAGCGUCCGUAGGGACAAGAAGUACAGGCUGGCCAUCGCUAGUCUUGUGGAGAACUACUCCAACAGGGUUGAGAUCGUCCAGCUCGACGACUCCAACGGGGAGAUCCGCUCCGACCCUAACCUCUCAUUCGAGCACCCCUACCCUCCCACCAAGGCCAUCUUCAUCCCUGACAAGGAGUGCCAGAAGCCAGACCUCCUAGCCACCUCCAGCGACUUCCUCCGCGUCUGGCGCAUCUCCUCAUCCGACGAAGACGAUGAGGACCACAACCACAACCACAGUACCAGACGACCAUCGACGAGCUCUGAGCUAUAAAUGAAGAGCCUCCUCAACAACAACCGCAACAGCGAGUACUGCGGGCCCCUCACCUCCUUCGACUGGAACGAGGCAGACCCCAAGAAGAUCGGCACCUCCAGCAUCGACACCACCUGCACCAUCUGGGACAUCGACCGGGAGACCGUAGACACCCAGCUCAUCGCCCACGACAAGGAGGUCUACGACAUCGCUUGGGGCGGAGUCGGCGUCUUCGCCUCCGUCUCCGCCGACGGCUCCGUUAGGGUCUUCGAUCUCCGGGACAAGGAGCACUCCACCAUCAUCUACGAGAGCUCCGAGCCGGACACCCCCUUGGUCCGCCUUGGUUGGAACAAGCAGGACCCCAGGUACAUGGCCACCAUCAUCAUGGACAGCGCUAAGGUCGUCGUUCUGGAUAUCCGCUUCCCCACCCUUCCCGUUGUCGAACUCCAGAGGCACCAGGCCAGCGUCAAUGCCAUUGCCUGGGCCCCUCACAGCUCCUGCCACAUUUGCACCGCCGGGGACGAUUCCCAGGCCCUCAUUUGGGACUUGUCCUCCAUGGGCCAGCCAAUUGAGGGUGGCUUGGAUCCCAUUCUCGCUUACACCGCCGGUGCUGAAAUCGAGCAGUUGCAGUGGUCCUCUUCCCAGCCUGAUUGGGUCGCUAUUGCCUUCUCAACCAAGCUUCAGAUUCUGAGGGUAUGAUGUGAUUGGAUGUUUGAUUCGUGGUUUUAUUUUAGGGUUUCUCUUCUUCUUCUUCUUCUUCUUCUUCUUAGUCUUAGGUUACAAAAAGGCAAAUUAAUUGUCCCCCCCUUUUUUUUCUUCUCUUUUUUUCCUUUAAUCUUUCAGCCCUUUCAUCAAAAACCAAAAAAAAAAAACAAAAA
Camellia sinensis is the source of this 1428-nucleotide messenger RNA. Its product is annotated as WD repeat-containing protein LWD1. Gene Ontology annotation, molecular function: protein binding. The record is from RefSeq and is a predicted model, not a curated record. Lineage: Eukaryota; Viridiplantae; Streptophyta; Magnoliopsida; Ericales; Theaceae.